Messenger RNA from Pipra filicauda (Wire-tailed manakin), 2417 nucleotides. RefSeq names its product elaC ribonuclease Z 1 (gene ELAC1). Lineage: Eukaryota; Metazoa; Chordata; Aves; Passeriformes; Pipridae. The record is from RefSeq and is a predicted model, not a curated record. The transcript is spliced from 4 exons. The coding region runs from base 740 to 1858 and encodes 372 amino acids. Gene Ontology annotation, molecular function: 3'-tRNA processing endoribonuclease activity. Gene Ontology annotation, cellular component: nucleus.
UUGGACGGGGCUUGGAGCAACCUGGGAUAGUGGAAGGUGUCCCUGCCCGUGCCAGGGGAGCUGGAACAAGAUGAUCCUUAAAAUCCCCUCCAACCGAAGCCAUUCAAUUGUUGCACAUUUCUGCGAUUUUACACGGAGAAAAAGGAAGCAAAACGUUUAUUUCUGCCUCUCGGGGGUGUGACGGGCAUUUGCCACACCCCUCCCCGGCCCCCCAAGGCCAGGUUGCACCUUGGUGUGCUCGGGAGGGGGCUGUUUGCUUUGAGAAUCGUGGAAUCACAGACUGGAUUAAGGAAGGGACCUUAAAUCUCAUCCAGUUCCACCCCCCCGCCGUGGGCAGGGGCACCUUCCACCGGGAGCUCAGGUUGCCCCAAGCCCCCCAUCCAGGGAAUCCUCCCCCUCUGCGGUUCUGGGCUGCCCCCUCCUGACGCCCGGGAGUGGCGUGUGAAUGUCAGCAGGGGCCGUUCGGUGUCCGUGACUCUGAAAAGGCUCGUGGAGCAAAAAAGCCUGUGCAGGAAAACUCAAUGUUUAAAUGGAGCACAGAAGAAACAGAUAACAGUGGGUUCAGAGACUGGAGCAAUUCCGACUGUGGGUAGGGCUGUUUCUCCAGGUAACCCCCAAAGGUCUCGUGUUUGGGCAGCGUGUUUGCAGCCUUCCGCUGACAAAAAGGUCUGCCUGUAAGGGACGUGUUGCCUGAAAGUCAUAUCCUGCUCCAGGGAGGCGCCACAGCAGCACACCCAGGAUGUCCAUGGAGAUAACUUUCCUGGGCACGGGCUCGGCAUACCCCUCUCCCACCAGAGGGGCGUCGGCGCUGGUGCUUCGCCGGGAAGGGGAGUGCUGGCUCUUCGACUGCGGGGAGGGGACCCAGACACAGCUCAUGAGGAGCCACCUCAGGGCAGGCAGAAUCACCAAGAUUUUCAUAACCCACCUCCACGGCGACCACUUUUUCGGGCUCCCCGGCCUGCUGUGCACGCUCAGCCUGCAGAGCAGCCCCGACCCAAACAAGCCACCCGUGGAUAUUUACGGGCCCUUAGGGCUGAGGAGCUUCCUGUGGCGGAGCCUGGAGCUGUCCCACUCCCAGCUCCUCUUUCCCUACGCCGUCCACGAGCUGGUGCCCACGCGGGACCAGUGCCCCGCGGAGGAGUUCAGGGACUUCUCGCACUUGGACAGGGGUGAGGUGCCUCCCCAGGGCCCUGGAGGGAGAAUACUGCGCCUGGACCCGGGAGAGGGCUCCUACUUGCUGGAGGAGGACGAGCAGCUGGUGCUGAGGGCGUUCCGCCUCUUUCACCGCGUCCCUUCCUUCGGCUUCGUGCUGGAGGAGAAGCCCCGGCCUGGGAGGCUCAACGUGCAGAAACUGAAAGACCUUGGAGUUCAGCCGGGCCCUCUGUACGGGAAGCUGAAGGGCGGGGCCGCAGUCGUGCUGGAAAACGGAGUGAGGAUCUCUCCCUGCGAGGUGCUGGAAGAGCCCAUUCCCGGCAGGAAGGUGUGCAUCCUGGGGGACUGCUCGGGGGCGCCGGGGGACGAGGCCCCGCGGCUCUGCCGCGACGCCGACGUGCUGGUGCACGAGGCCACGCUGGACGACACCCAGCAGGAGAAGGCCAGGGAGCACGGGCACAGCACCCCCGGGAUGGCGUCGGGUUUUGCCAGGCUGUGCCGGGCCAAGAGGCUGGUUUUGACCCACUUCAGCCAGAGGUACAAGCCGGCCGGCCAGGCAGGGGAGGGGGACGCGGACGUGGCCGAGCUGGGGAGGCAGGCGGAGUCCGUGCUGGGGGGACAGGAGGUGACACUGGCUGAGGACUUCAUGACAAUAGAGAUUCCCAUGAAGAAGGGAAAAACAGCAGCGUUGGCCAGCCCUGAGUGAAGGCACAGGGCCGGGGGGGUGUUGGACAGCGCUUAAAAAUGACUGUUGGGGGUCUGGUGAACAAAUUCUCUUCCCCUGGAGCGCAGAGAGAUCGGUUCAGAGCGCCGGGUGCAGUUAGUGCUGCUGCUGUAAAGCAAAGGAAGAAGGAUGCUCAGGCAUCUGGAGCUGGAAUAUAUUCAUGAGGGGUGGUUUUGGACACCUGGCCUCCCCAGAUGGCUCGAGCCUUCACAGCCCGGGAGCUUUCCUUGGAGAUUCCCUGGAGCGCAGCUCUGGAUCAUCGUUUGGCUUUCACACACCCCUCCAGGAAGGUUUGUGCUCUGCAGAGCAGUUUCAGCCAUCCUGCCUCCUGAGAGCUUUUGAACAACACCCAUUUCAAACUUGCACACAGUGCUUUGUGACUGUUACCCAGUUUCUGUGUGAGAGGGCACUGAAUUCAUUAAUGUGUCGAGAGCUCUGCCAAGCGGGUGUUGCUGUGCUCAAGUGGAGGAGCCCUUCCGAUUCUCACGUUUGCACGUGAAGUCUUCUCAUAAAUAAACACAGCUUAGGCUCCCUGUCAGAA